Messenger RNA from Chelonoidis abingdonii (Abingdon island giant tortoise), 1037 nucleotides. It is a transcript of the gene ADI1, whose product is annotated as acireductone dioxygenase 1. Gene Ontology annotation, molecular function: acireductone dioxygenase [iron(II)-requiring] activity. The record is from RefSeq and is a predicted model, not a curated record. NCBI's taxonomy places the organism in Eukaryota, Metazoa, Chordata, Testudines, Testudinidae.
GGCGUGCGGCGGCCCUGGGCCGGCCCCAUUGGCUGCCUUAGGGGCAGGCCGGCGCGCUACGGGGCAGCACUCGCCCAGCAGCCGCGGGUCAGGAUGGUGGAAGCCUGGUACAUGGACGAGUCCGGAGAGGACCAGAGGAUCCCGCACCGGCAGGAGCCGCACCGGCCGGUCAGCCUGGAGCAGCUGCGCCGGCUCGGAGUCUUCUACUUCAAAUUGGAUGCUGACAACUAUGAGACUGACCCAGACCUAGCAAGGAUUCGGAAAGAGAGAAACUAUUCUUGGAUGGAUAUAAUUACGAUACAUAAAGAUAAGCUGCCAGAUUAUCAAGACAAGAUAAAAAUAUUUUAUAAAGAACAUUUGCACUUGGAUGACGAAAUUCGCUACGUCCUUGAAGGAAGUGGCUACUUUGAUGUUCGAGACACAGAUGACAAGUGGAUCCGGAUUUUAAUUGAAAAGGGAGACAUGAUAACUCUUCCUGCUGGCAUAUAUCACCGAUUUACAGUGGAUGAAAAUAACUACGUGAAGGCAAUGAGGCUCUUUGCUGGAGAACCAGUCUGGACAGCAUACAACCGGCCAGCUGAUCACUUUCCUGCUCGACGACAGUACAUCCAGUCUUUGGCACAAGCAGCACAGUAAUACUCUCUGAAGUCUGAUGUGUGGAACGUCCUCAAGCUUGAGCAGAAUGGAAACUGGGAAUCUUGUACUUCAACACUGCUCACUGUAGGAUGGGUUCUGUUUCCCCUGUCCAAAUGUGCUUCUCUAGCUCUAAUUUUGGGAGGGUGAAUGGGGAGUAUGGACAAGACUUAAUGUUCAUCCUAGUCUGAAAUGAUGCUAUCAAACUACUUAAGAUGAUUGUAUUUAAUUAAAAAUCUUCUGCAUUCUCUCAAAGAAUCUACACAAGAUGAAUUCUCAUAAUCAGGACCUUCAUAUGCAAUUUACCUAGCUCUGCCCUGGUACAAAUGUCUGUGACUUUCUUAUAAUGAAUUGCAGUGAUUUACUUUUGUAGCAUUUUAAUAAAAUGAUUUUCUGUCUUUAAA